This is a messenger RNA of Camelina sativa (false flax), 927 nucleotides long. RefSeq lists its product as uncharacterized. The record is from RefSeq and is a predicted model, not a curated record. Lineage: Eukaryota; Viridiplantae; Streptophyta; Magnoliopsida; Brassicales; Brassicaceae.
AUUGUGUAGUAUAUAAGUAAGGCGUCCUUCAUCUCUUUCAUUUUCCAUUCUCCAUAUAGUCUCCGUUUACAAUCCACAAACAAUACAAAAACACAGGAUUCAAUAGCCAAGAAGCCAAGAAACAUAUAUAAAGAAAAGAAUGAAGAAGGCGGCAGAAUUCGUGAAGCAGAUAAUAAACAUGUUGACUGGUCUAGCAAAGGACAAGACGAAGGAGCUAAAGAGGAAAACAAGAGCUUUCAAGACACGUCUAGUAAUAUUCUCGCUGCUCCAUAACAGACACAUGGUGAUGAGCUCUUUGUCUAACAAGCUCAAGACCAACCCAACAUCGAAAAAGAUUAAUCACGAUAAUCACAAGGAUCAUCAUGAUCAAAACAUGGUGGUGGUGUAUAGCCAUAUCGUUAACGCCAUGUCUAGCACUCCUGUCUCUCCUCAUGUAGAAUAUCAAUACGCGGAGGAGGUAGAGGAUGAAGAAGAAGAAGACGACGAGGAGGAGGAAGGAAAGUAUCCAGACUUGAGACACUCGUUGUUUGAGGCAGAGGGUUCGGUAAUAGAGAUGGUGAAGCAUUCCAAGGAGGACAAGGGAGAAGAGUUUAAGCUGGAAGAUGAGAUCGACAAAGUGGCUGACCUUUUCAUUAGCCGAUUCCACAGACAGAUGUGGUUGCAGAAGCAACUGUCUCUCGAAAGUAUUCCAGAUACUUCCUCCCCGAUUCAGACUUAAUAAUAUACAUACAUAUGAUUAUAUGCACGCCCCUCAUUGUUUUUUUUUGGGGCGAAUGAGGACGCAAUGAUCCUUAUAGAUUUUGUUUACGUAGUGAAAUGUGGAAACGGGGACAUGUUCAUUUAUUUUUGUCAUCAACCUGUAUCUAACAAAGUCCCUUCAUCGUUCAUGCUCAUUUCAUAAAUAAAAUACAGUUAACUUUUCUUCUU